CUGUCCCUGAUUGGACGUCUCACCACUUUCCAGGAGGUGUCUGCCAACUUCUAGCGCUGGACGCUACAUGACAUCUCACAGUUCCGAGUGGAAAAUUCUUGUCUGGUCACUCCAUCAGUUUCGGUAAUUGAGGAGUUUACCCCUGGUGAUGUGGGCUUCCCGUCUCCUACUUAUGCCCGUCCGUCUCCCAGAGUGGGAUCGGUUCGUUUUGUCACAAGAUCCUUUUCUUGUGAAUUGGACUACGUGGUCCUGUCAAACCGAGAUCGCAUCAUCUUGAAGGUCGUAUUGCCCCUGGCUUUCUUACACAAGGGCAUCGUACCUGCUUUAGUCAACCCGAGGCCCACUUCUUCACGUCUCAAGGUAUUGUCUUGUCUUCGUCAUAAUGCCAGGAAGGCAUCGCGCCUAUACCACCGAGCACCCGGCGAAGGGCUUCAAGUGGUUCCCAUGGAAGCGGGAAAAGAAAAUGGUGGUCGAGCCUGUGGUGUGGUCAGAUUGGGUGUCAAGUGAAGAUGGAACCUACUUCUAUCGAGCCAGGAAAUUGGCUGACGGCACUUGGGGAGAUUAUGAAUACACAGAGGGUUACUACAUGGGAGGUUAUGCGGGAGGGUAUGCGGAUGGGUAUGCGGGAGGCAUUGAGAUACCCGAGGAGAAGGAAUACCACCCGGCAGUUGCGGUCAGCCCUUGGAAACUUCCCGGAGAACCCGUUGCGAUUAUGCCAGAGAGUCCCGAGGUCAUGGAGGAUCCAGAACCUAGGUACGCGGAGAUCGCAGAGUCAGAGCCCAUUGGAGAAUUCUCGGCCGCCGAUGAGGAGGAACAACACCAAGGCACCACCACCAACGCCACCUCAGUCUCGGGUGAUGAUGUCUCCGAAAGGUUGUCAGAAGAUGAUGGCUAUCGUGAAAGCGAGCCCUUGCCAACCGUACAAGAAGCGGAACCCAUGGUCUUCACUCGCGAACCAGAACCCAUUCGGCCCUUAUCUCCCGUCCCAUCGCUACGACGAGAGUACAAACCAAGGCGUAGACAUACAACCGGGGCUGACACGGCCGUCCCAUCCUCGCACCACCGCCCACGACUCCCCCAACGCCAUACCUUCAGCGAAGGCCAAAAGGAAGGCCACAAAGACAGCCACGACCAUCACCACCACAGACGCACCAAGAGCCACGACCCGAACCACAAACAACCACUCCUCUUCUCCAUCUUCUACGCAGUAACCAAAACCCACGCCGGCCCCCAAACUCGGCGCAUGCCCUCCUCCUCACCCCAUCGAUCCUCCACACCUGGAAAAUCAACACGCACCUCCGGUACCCGCCCCUCAACCGCCACAUCCUCCUCCUCCUCCCGCGCCCCCUCCGUUUCAGUAGGCAAGCAUCAAGACAACAGCAGCACCAAAGUCGCCGUCCCAAAAACAUCCACCCAGAAACCAUCACCAACAACAACAAAAAAGCCACCGGUGGUCACGACGAAACAAACAACAAAACCGAAAAAGCCGCCGGUACCCACAGCAAGCGAGACCACCGUCGUCGUGCCCCUCGAUACGGGCGUGCCGAGUGUGAUUGCACCGCCGGGAAAAGCGACCAUCACCAAGACCAAGAAGUUCAACUCCAAGAUCAAGAGCGAGAAGGAGAUGAAGGUGGAUAGCAAGAAGAUGAUUAAGGGGUGGUUGGCGGGGAUGGAGCCUGGGGCGGAAGAAGAAAAGAAGAUGAAGGGCAAGAGUAGUGGUGGGAAGGAGAGGGGGAGGAGGAUGACGAAGUGAUGGACUGGGUUUUGAAAGGGGAUGAUGGGG
This is a messenger RNA of Neurospora tetraspora, 1783 nucleotides long. RefSeq lists its product as uncharacterized. The coding region runs from base 383 to 1753 and encodes 456 amino acids. Lineage: Eukaryota; Fungi; Ascomycota; Sordariomycetes; Sordariales; Sordariaceae. The transcript is spliced from 2 exons. The record is from RefSeq and is a predicted model, not a curated record.